AGAUGAACGAACAGCAGGGAGCUUUUCCUCCUGUAUCUCAGUGUGAGUGUUUUCUCUGGCAGAUAAAUGUCCGAGUUACAACCAUGGAUGCGGAGCUGGAGUUUGCCAUUCUGCCCAGCACAACUGGCAAACAGCUUUUUGACCAGAUAGUGAAGACCAUCGGGCUGAGGGAAACGUGGUUCUUUGGCCUGCAGUAUCAGGACAGCAAAGGCUUCUCCACCUGGCUGAAGCUGAACAAGAGGGUGACAGCUCAAGACGUGAAGAAGGACAACCCUUUGUUGAUCAAGUUCAGGGCCAAGUUCUACCCCGAGGACGUCGCCGACGAGCUGAUCCAGGAGGCAACGCAGCGCCUCUUCUUCCUGCAGGUGAAAGAAGGCAUCCUAAAUGAUGAUAUAUACUGUCCUCCUGAGACUGCGGUGCUUUUGGCCUCAUACGCGGUUCAGGUCAAACAUGGAGACUACAGGAAAGACUAUCACGUACCGGGAUACCUCACAAGAGAGAAGCUGCUGCCACAGAGGGUUUUGGAGCAGCACAAGCUGAACAAGAGUCAGUGGGAGGAAAGAAUCCAGGUGUGGCACCAAGAGCACAAAGGAAUGCUGAGAGAGGACGCGAUGGUGGAGUACCUGAAGAUAGCCCAGGAUCUGGAGAUGUACGGGGUCAACUAUUUCAGCAUCAAAAACAAGAAAGGGUCGGAGCUGUGGCUGGGAGUGGAUGCGCUGGGGCUGAACAUCUAUGACAAAAAGGACAAGAUGACCCCAAAGAUUGGAUUCCCCUGGAGUGAGAUAAGAAAUAUUUCCUUCAAUGACAAGAAGUUCCUCAUCAAGCCAAUUGACAAGAAAGCUCCGGACUUUGUUUUCUACGUACCUCGUCUUCGCAUCAACAAACGCAUCCUGGCGCUGUGCAUGGGGAAUCAUGACCUGUACAUGCGCAGACGUAAACCUGACACCAUCGAGGUGCAGCAAAUGAAGGCCCAAGCCAGGGAGGAGAAGAACAAGAGGCAAAUGGAGAGGGCUCUGCUCGAGAGUGAGAAAAAAAAGCGAGAAAAUGCUGAGAAGGAAACAGAGAAGAUUGCUCGUGAGACCAUGGAGCUCAUGGAGAGAUUGAGACAGAUUGAAGAACAGACAAAGAGAGCUCAAGAUGAGCUGGAGGAGCAGACCCGUAGGGCGCUCGAGUUAGAGAAGGAGCGAACAAUUGCUCAGGAGGAGGCAGAGCGCCUGGACAAGGACCGUAGAGCUGCAGUGGAGGCUAAAGCAGCCCUGCUACACCAAUCUGAAACCCAGAUCAGGAACCAGGAAAGCCUGGCCACUGAGCUGGCAGAUCUUACCUCUAAGAUCUCCCAGCUGGAAGACGCCAAGAAGAAAAAGGACGAAGAGGCUAAAAGAUGGCAGAAAAGGGCGAUGAUGGUAGAAACGGAUCUGGAGCGAACCAAAGAGGAGCUGAAGACUAAACUGAUGGGCGUCCACAUCCAGGACACGGUCCACACUCACAUGCACGACCACGAUGAGACGGACGAGAGCAGCGCGGAGGCCAGCGCUGAGCUGACUUCUCCAGGCAUGGUCCGAGAUCGCAGCGAGGAGGAGAGAGUCACGGAGGCCCAGAAGAACCAGAGACUGCAGAAAAACCUCAAGUUCCUGAGCACUGAGCUGGCUGCAGCCGUAGACGAGAGCAAAAAGACCCCCAAUGACCUGAUCCAUGCUGAGAAUGUGAAGGCGGGCCGCGACAAAUACAAGACCCUGCGUCAGAUUCGUCAGGGCAACACUAAACAACGCAUUGAUGAAUUUGAGUCCAUGUGAGAGAGAGUCCACGCUCGGCCCCGCGCUAGAUGAUGGAUUGGACACAUUUAGAGAUUUUAGGAAAGCGCAGAUUAUCGCAUAACUAGUAAAUUAACUUAACACCUAACUGUUUGAAUGUGACAACAAAUGAUAUUGUGCUCUGAUGUCUCUAAAGUUUAUGAUUUUCAUUUCAUUAGUAAACAAGUCACCGCUGAGAAAAAGAAAACUGUCCUUGGAAAUACAUUUUUAAUUUCACAAAAACAAAAACCAAACACUCCCAGUCUAGUCUAGUGUUGCAAACAAAUAAUACUAAUUAUCAUCAUUGCUCUUUUUUUUUUUUGUUUUUAUUAAAAUAAAAUAAAAAAAGGGUUGUCAAUCUGAUUAGACACAAUUGCAAUUUCAAUAUGCCAUAUGGAAGACUUUAUCAAUGUUGAUUAAUUGAAGCAAUGACAUUUAAGGCAAUUGUUAUUAUUCCAACUA
Molecule: messenger RNA, 2252 nt
Organism: Stegastes partitus (bicolor damselfish)
Lineage: Eukaryota; Metazoa; Chordata; Actinopteri; Pomacentridae
Product: moesin-like
Exons: 13
Coding region: 3-1793 (596 amino acids)
Cellular component (GO): cytoskeleton
Molecular function (GO): actin binding
Source: RefSeq, a predicted model, not a curated record